GGCUGUAGCGAUCAUGUCGGUCCGUAUCCAGCGACGUGCCAUCAAUACUAUCCGGGAACGGGAGCCGGAUCGCGACUUCAACAACAUGCAGACCAACUUCGAGAGACUGUGGAGCGAUUCUUUCACAGAUGAACUCCACCGACGCGCGCUGCCGACGCCGGACUAUAUCCCGCCGUUGAGGAGAGCAAUGCCCGACACGAACUCAGUUCCUCGGUACCUUCAAAGCACAUAUUCUGCCCGGAAAAAGAUGCUCGAAGUUCCACCCUUAGUUCGAGCGCAACCGACAGUCUUCACCAAUAAGACGAACACAUUGAACGCGGCAACCGCUUCCUACAGCAAUGGCCGACCCAAAUCCCGAUCGCCGAUUGAAGAUCUCUACGCGACAGACGCGCGGCGAGCUCUAGUUACCUGUGCCACAGCGAGUAGUGCCGCCAAACAGAAGCCACCCGUCCACCUUCGCAGCGGACAAAUGUAUUCGCAAUCGACUUCGAACAUACAGAGAUCGUCCACUAAGAAGAGCAAGUCGGGCUCGCAAGCUCGCAGCUCUUUGAAGCCUGCUACGUCGGAUACCGAGCUCUCUCGCAGGAGCUCCUCUCCUUCGUACAGCUCGUACUUCAGAGAAACGUCCACAGCUUAUCCAGAAUACAAUGGCUAUGCGUCGAAAUCAUACACCUCGAGCAUCAUGCGCCAGAAUUUACAACCUGUCACACUGAGUCCUCGCCUCGCGCGGAGGAGUCUCACCGCGCUGAACAGACUGACGCAAAUCGCAAACGAGGGUCGUAAGAAGCUCGAGGCGAGCUCACCUGCGAAAUCAAGUUCCACUCUGAGGAGGAACGGGACUUUCACGAAAGACGAAGAUCAUUCUUCCCGCCACGUGAUCCGAAGGAGCACCACUUCGACAUCUACCCGCCAGAGACCGGUAUCCAUAGCGGCAACCGGUCUUUGGAGGAGCUCGUACACCAAGUGAUGCUGAGUAGCGGACGGUAAAACAAUGGAAUCAAUCGUCCGUGACAGUCGGCACCCCUUCCCCCUGCUGAAGCCUAUGUCGGCUGCUGAUACACAUCUAACCGUAUUUACAUCGUACCUUACUCUAGAAGAUAAGCAAUCUGAUAUCCGAGGGGAGCACCGUAUAACCUGAAUAAAAAAUCGCUGUUCAUGACACGCUAGUUCGGUUUCCGGCUCGUCAAGCAACUCGAGAUCGUUGCGGCAUAGGUAAUCAUUGAAACAUCCAGAUGAGACGCAAUAUCAGGCUCGGGAUCCGCAAGCUUCCCGCAUCAAUCCGACGAAUAUUCAUACUCAACGCAUCCAGCUCUCCUGCGGCCACCCGCAACGAAAAGCCACCGAUUCGGACGACGGCUCGACACCCCGCCACCCGAGAUAAUCUCCGAGAGGCAACAAACGCAGUCGAUUCACCUUGUACAUCGGAUCAGCUUUCGAGAUCAUUCCGACAUCGAUAUAGCGUCGCUCGGAGGCGAAGCCAUACAUACAUAUACAUAUGCAUGUCGAUGUACGGAGAACAGCGGUAAUCCACGAAGGACGGAGAUAUUCAUCUUUCGAAUCUCAUAGAGUACGAAACAUGGAAUAAAGCAUGAUU
Molecule: messenger RNA, 1594 nt
Organism: Galendromus occidentalis (western predatory mite)
Lineage: Eukaryota; Metazoa; Arthropoda; Arachnida; Mesostigmata; Phytoseiidae
Exons: 7
Coding region: 14-967 (317 amino acids)
Source: RefSeq, a predicted model, not a curated record